Chondrus crispus (carragheen) is the source of this 390-nucleotide messenger RNA. RefSeq lists its product as hypothetical. Gene Ontology annotation, cellular component: cytosol; nuclear speck. Bases 1 to 390 code for a protein of 129 amino acids. The record is from RefSeq and is a predicted model, not a curated record. Gene Ontology annotation, biological process: negative regulation of double-strand break repair via homologous recombination; regulation of sister chromatid segregation; maintenance of rDNA. The transcript has a single exon. NCBI's taxonomy places the organism in Eukaryota, Rhodophyta, Florideophyceae, Gigartinales, Gigartinaceae.
AUGUCGGCUGGCAAAGUUGCUCCUCCUGCUCAGAAGGGUCUCAUCCGCACGGUCCGGUGUUUAGCAAAGGGGACAUCGAUAUGGAUUCAAGGGGUGGUAGUGUGGGUCUCUGAAACCCAACUCGCUAUCGACGAUGGCUCUGGUAUAGCCCGCGCCGCGCUGCAGGAAUAUAUGCGUCAUGAAUCGUCACUACCGUUUCGGGAGGGGCAGUAUGUCAUGGUCGUUGGUAUCAUGCUCAAAAGGUUCAAGGGACAUCGCAUGGGGAUGAAAGCAACUACAAUUUGCGACUUGACCUCAUCCCCAAUGUUUGAGACAUUGUGGAACUUGGAAGUCGCAGACGCCUUUCUGUACGGCAAGGAGAAGGGCACAGGUGAAGUCAUGAGGGGAUGA